AUGAACUCCAACACCAACAACGCCGGCGCGGGCAACAAGGACUACCUUGACAAGGGCCUCGACGCCGCCGAGAAGAAGUUCGGCGGCUCCUGGGGCGCGAACCCCGACAAGAACCGCGGUGUGAACGAGAAGAUCACCGAUGGCGCUCGCAACAUGUUCGAGAAGGCGACCGGCAAGAAGGUCCCCGAGAAGUUCUCCAACUAG
Molecule: messenger RNA, 204 nt
Organism: Paraphaeosphaeria sporulosa
Lineage: Eukaryota; Fungi; Ascomycota; Dothideomycetes; Pleosporales; Didymosphaeriaceae
Exons: 2
Coding region: 1-204 (67 amino acids)
Source: RefSeq, a predicted model, not a curated record